This is a messenger RNA of Arachis duranensis, 1467 nucleotides long. Its product is annotated as protein FAR1-RELATED SEQUENCE 2-like. Gene Ontology annotation, molecular function: zinc ion binding. Gene Ontology annotation, biological process: regulation of DNA-templated transcription. The record is from RefSeq and is a predicted model, not a curated record. Bases 1 to 1467 code for a protein of 488 amino acids. NCBI's taxonomy places the organism in Eukaryota, Viridiplantae, Streptophyta, Magnoliopsida, Fabales, Fabaceae. The transcript has 4 exons.
AUGAAGUGGGCUACCACAAAUUUGAGGGAGCACUUCUUUGGCCUCAUAAGAACUACAUCACAGUGUGAGAGAAUUCAUUCAUUAUUGAAGAACUAUGUUGACAAUAAAAUCAAUCUCCUUGAAUUCAUGCAUAAAUUCAAUGAAGUACUAAGACAUUACCGAAACAACCAUCUUACUGUUGACUUUGAAACCUUUUAUAAGUUUUUUGUUUUGACUACGUGCUUGGAAAGUUUUGAGAAACAAGCUGCUGAACUUUAUACUAGAAAUAUUUUUAAACUUGUGAAAGAUGAGAUAGAAGCAGCAGGUGCCUUAAAUGUGACUGAAUACCCAAACAGUGGAGACAUUGUUGAGUACAACACGAGUGAGUAUUUUACUCAGCAAUGGCAAUUUAAAGUAUCUUACAAUAAAGACAAGGAUCUGUUUGCGUGUGAGUGCAGGCUAUUUGAGACUCGUGGAUUACCGUGCUCCCACAUCUUUGGGGUCUUGAAGCAUCGGAAAGCAAAAUGCGUCCCUACAUCUCUUAUCUUGAAAAGCUGGACAAGAGAAGCAAAGAGUGAUUUUAUAUGCUCAAUUGGCAAGCAAGACUCCGCUGAUGAUAUAGUGCACACACUUAGAUGCGGUGCAAUGGCCUCAAUUUGUUGGAAGCUUUGUGAUAUUUCUUCAAAAAAUUCAGCCGACUAUAGGAAAAUCUCAAGUGAGUUACUUAAGCUAAUUUCGAAGGUGCAAAAUAAAAGUGAUGCACAAGCGAGGCUUUCCCCCACGUCAGCGCUAAUAGGUGAUCUAGUUGUUGUUAAGUCAAAAGGUGCUCCAAGAAAGGUUCCGAAAGGCCAAAAAAGGCGAAGAUGUUCACAUUCUAAGUCAAGAAAGCAUUUCAUCAGGACAUGUCCAUUACUAGUCAACGAGGACUCACCUGCUGAAUACUCAAAUACAGAAGAUAAACUAACGCAAGUUGAAGAAUGUGAUUCUAGCAAGCAGACUCGUUCUCAGGACACAAGAUCAGUAGAAAAUUCACCCUUGCACAAUAAUAAUAAUUUCAAAGCUAGUGAAAGCAAGAAGUUUGUAUCUAAAUUGACAGCAACACCGAAGAUUAGAGCAGCUGGCAGAAAAGGUCGACAGAAGACCGAAGAGAUCACUGUAACUCAAGAAACAUUAAAAGAAAAGACGAACACACCAGAAAUAGUAGUGUCGGAAGUUACAGGUACAUCCACAACCAAAAUACCAGGAUUGCCGCAAUAUCCCAUGCAUCAUUAUCCAGUGGUCCAUCCUUAUCGACGUUAUGGUGGAGUCCUCCCCAUUCCAUUUCAUCCUAUUCAAAAUGGCACGGCGUACUUCAACCUUUAUCCUUCGACUGCCGGAAUUACAUCAUAUCCUCAGUGUUCCCAUGUCUCGCCUUAUUCUAGUGGACCCAGUGAUACGAAUACAUGGGUUGGACUUUUGCAUGAUGUCAUCAACAGCAAAAAGCCAUAG